AUGACAGACAUGACUACCGCGUCCAGAGGCUCAUCUACAUGCGCCGUAGAACCCAAGAAUUCUGACGAUGCCUCCGAAUCCCUAUUCAAGCCGGACUGGCGAUUUUAUUUGGCCUUCCUCACUCUAUGCACCAUUUCCCUUACCGCUGCGCUUGACGCGACUUCAUUAUCUGUCGCUCUACCCAUCAUCGCUUUGAGAUUGCGCGGGUCCGCUAUUGAGGCUUUCUGGGCAGGAACAUCUUUCCUACUCACGUCCACCGUCUUCCAACCCAGCUAUGGCUCGCUCUCACACAUUUUUGGCCGGAAACCACUGCUCUACAUCGCCAUGUCAUUCUUCACCCUCGGCGCAGUCAUAGCCGCCAUGUCUAGAAACUUGACCAUCAUGUUAGUUGGUAGGAGUUGGCAGGGGCUAGGCGCUGGUGGAAUUAUCAGCUUGACAGAAAUUAUUGUCACAGACCUCGUGCCAUUGGAGGAACGAGGAAAAUGGUUCGGUCUAAUUUCAGCCGUAUGGGCCAUUGGCUCAGUAUCUGGGCCCAUCAUCGGAGGUGCAUUUGCACAAAGUGUAUCGUGGACCUGGAUAUUCUGGAUUAACAUCCCAAUUAUUGGUCUCGGAUUUAUUUUUGUCACCUUCUUUCUCAAGUUGAAUCGAGCAAGAAACGCCUCUUUCCUCGCUCAGCUCAAACGAAUCGACUAUCUAGGGACCUUGAUAUUCGUUGGCUCGCUCACAAGUCUACUGAUCCCUCUCACAUGGGGUGGCGUUAUGUAUCCAUGGACGAGUCCUCGAACAGUCGCACCACUUGUAAUUGGGCUUGCUGGUCUAGCAGGUUUCGGUCCAUAUGAAUACUACAUAGCAAAGGAACCCAUGGUCCGACUAUCAAUAUUCGACAACUGGACAUCCAGGCUCGUUUACUUUCAGACAUUUAUCCAUGGCAUCGUCCUUUGGUCCUUACUUUACUACGGUCCCUUUUUCUUUGAGGGCGUGCGCGGAUUUUCCCCUGUCAUUAGCGGUGUGGGUAUGUUCCCAGAGACAUUUACUAUUGCACCAGUCGCAGCAGUAGUCGGAGUACUAGUAUCCAUCACAGGAAAGUAUCAGUGGGCCUUAUGGAGUGGUUGGGCCCUUACCAGCAUAGGAUUUGGCCUCCUCUACCUGGAAGACGCCAAGACUCCAAAUCUGAUAUGGAUAUUUCUCAACAUUGUACCCGGGUUAGGAAUGGGCAUACUAUUCACCAGCAUGGCGUUAGCUAUACCAGCCGCCUGUAAACCGAUUGAUAUGGCUCACGCGGUCGCCUUUUUCACGUUUUUCCGUGCCUUUGGAAACUGUGUCGGAGUUGCGAUUGGAGGAUCUAUUUUCCAAAAUCAGAUCAAACACAAAUUAGCAGCAUACCCACUUUUAUCCAACCUAGCUGAGCAAUACAGUCAAGAUGCAGCGGCACUCGUUGAAAUAAUCAGAGAAAUGCAGGAUGGACCAAUGCGAGAGCAACUCAUGGAAGCAUAUGCUGAGAGUCUUCGGGUUCUAUGGGUUAUCAUGUCUGGACUAUCUUCUUUGGCGUUGAUAUCCAACUUCUGGGUCAAGGCCUAUACACUGAAACAGGCCCUGGUGACUGAACAUGGAUUCUUGCGAAAGAAGAAACCAAGAGACAUUGAGACUUCAGCUAUGGGACACCCAAUCGAAAUGUCGGGCACGCGCCCCCCCAUAGAAGAGAGUGAUUGCCGCGCACCUAGUAGAGAUGGCAGUUCUUUUGAUGGACACAGUGAUGAGGUAAUGGGUGAGAUUGAAGCAGCCAUCGAAUUGAAGAGCGAACACACACCUGAACCCCCGACGUUCGAAUUAAGGAACGAGCACCGGGGAAGUGACAUGAAAAUUGAUUGA
Messenger RNA from Blumeria graminis f. sp. triticale, 1869 nucleotides. The record is from the annotation of a GenBank genome assembly. NCBI's taxonomy places the organism in Eukaryota, Fungi, Ascomycota, Leotiomycetes, Helotiales, Erysiphaceae.